AAGGCAUUUAGGAUGUUCUUGCAGAGGGUGUGGAGUGUAUUUUAGUCAGAAGUAGYUUGGGUGGCAAACUAGCUACAAUUCAUUGUUAUUUCUAAGUUUUAGAUUUCAGGCCCUUCGUUCCUUUCUCUCCCCAAUUUCUUUACUUGUGAAACUUUCUUCCUCGACCUGUUUUGCUACUUUCCUUUUUAGGUAACUGGAGGAUGUAGUUGCAAAAAUGACAAAGGAAAAUGCUUCUGUGUUGUAACUUGUUCYGUCAGUCUGCCAUAAGCUGCUGCUCUCACGUUUACCUCCCUGGGUGGGGCUUCUGAAGGCAAUUGUUUUGUCCUCCUAAAUAGAAAGAGCUGAAAACGGAAGGUAGCUUGAGAAAAAGUGAUACUUUAAAGUUAAAUAUUAACCAGAUUCAAACAAGCUCAAGCACAUUUCAAGUGAGGUUGACUUGUUGGGCUGUUGAUGAAGAAGGAAUUCAAGAGMGAAGAAUAAGCAUGGGGAUACUCUACUCCGAGCCCAUCUGUCAGGCAGCUUACAACAACGAUUUCAAUAAAGUUCAUCUCCUUUUGGAGCGCAACAGCAACGAUCUGAACGUCCAGGACAGCUUCAGAGGAGACACCCCUUUAAUCUGUGCAUGUAAGCAAGGAAACAACAGGAUAGUUAAUUAUCUGCUUAGAAGACAUGCUGAUGUCAACCUCAGAAAUAAGAAGGACCGCACUUGCCUCCAUUAUGCUGUGAGAAAACGAUUUUCCUUCCUUGACUAUGURCUCAUCAUAAUCCUCAUGCCAGUUAUGCUUAUUGGAUAUCUUCUCAUGGUCUCAAAGACAAAACAGAAUGAACACCUGGUCAAGAUGUUGCUUAGAGCUGGAGUCAAUGUGAAUGCUACAGACUYUUCUGGUAGCACAGCCCUUCACUAUGCUUGUGAAAUGAAAAACCAGGAAGUCAUUCCUCUCCUGCUUGAAGCUCAUGCAGACACUUCUAUAAAGAAUCAGGAUGGGGAGACUCCCUUAGAYAUAGCAAGAAGAUUACAGUUCCACAACAUUGAGAGCAUGAUAAGGAAAGAUUCGUAGCCAUCGAGGACUCUGACAUGCAGAAAAUUACCUCAUCUGACAAUCCACCUUUCAGAACAGCAGAAGUCCUGCAGAGGAUGAGGGCUGAUACUUGAUAAAGACUUGGUCCACAUCCACCCAUUCCCUGCUGCAGACUUGGACAAUUUUGUGUGAGAUUUGUCARUACCCCGAGGCCAUGUGUGGGCUGAAAGAAGUUCAUUUUAUUUUACUAAGCCGUGAAUGAUUACAAUGGUGUUCAAAAUAUUGUCCUUCCCAUCUGCCUCACCAGUUUUAUUACUUGACUUUUGCAAACUGUGGAUUUUGAAAGCUAGCUGUAAAAUAUCUGGAAGCCUAAACAUUGCAUAUGAUGUUUGGCAGCCAAAGCAAAAAUAAAAUAUCCUUUACAGCAUGUGUUACUUGUUCCAUAGGGGAACUAAACAAUAUGCUUCAGCAAUUAUAAAAAGUCUGGUACCCUUCCUCUUAGUAUUUAUCUUCCUGCAAUGGGAGUGGCUGGGAAAACAGAUCUCUCAGUUGAGCACUUCCUCCUUCCUUCCUUCCUACAAGUUUCACACACCUUAAUUUUCACUGUGGUGCUAUAAGAGUAGCAUUAUUUUCUUUUUGUGUAUAUAUAUAUAUAUAUAUAUAUAUAUAGAUAGACAGAUAGAUAGAUAAGAAACAGCAAAAAGCGAUUCAAUGCCUUGCUAGAGACCAUAAAGAAAGUCAAUUCCCAGAUCACUUUAAUGCAUUAAGAAAUAGUAAUGAAAAUAUGUUUGGCUCAGUAGAGAAACAGGUCUCUUGACUACCUUUCCAAUAUAAACAGUGUACUAAAGAAAAAAAAAAGAGUCAAUAAAUGAAAUGCAGCUGAUGGAAACCAGAUGUGUCCUUCCCAUGGGACUAGACAGGAUAGCAUGCUGUGCACAGUGGUGCAUGCAGCAGGGGAUGAUACCAAUCAUCAUAAUCAUAUCUCCAUGAGUCUUCUCUUGCAUAGGUGAAGGCAGAAGAAAACCUGCAGAAGUAAGAAAUAUGCUAAAGUGGCCUGGUGCUUUCUGAUUUAAUAAUACAGCAAUAAAAAGGAAACUCCUUUCAUAUCCUGCUGUAUUGUGCCUCAUUGGUCUAAUGGAUCUUUAUUUUUGUUGCCAAUUUUGGCCUUUUCCUGUAAGCUGCCAGAAAUGCAGAGUACAGGUGCCAUGAUCAGCACUGCUGAUGGGUGCUACAUGAGGUGCAUGGACAAGGCAGAGUAUUUUUCCUGUGUUACCAACACAGAUACCUUUUUCAGUGUAACUAUUCUGUGGGAUGUCAACUCCAGCUACAAAAGGUCAUGGCUGGGCAAGAUGAGCUUGAGGCUGCAGCCAAUACUGCUCCACGAAAUGAAGCUCCUUGUUGGAGCUUGUAAUCUUGAACACUUCAUCUGUAAUCUGGGCACGGACACUCUUACCUACCAUAGCAGCUUGUAGGUGAGAUGUGAGGCACUUGCAUGGAUCAUGAAGAUGUCAUCUCUUAGGGCUAAUGGCCAGAAAGGGAGAAUUUCUAGCUGCUUUCCCAUGUCUUCUGAGGAAGACAGUGGUCACAGUAACACUGUGGAAAACCUCAAAUUAUGAGGAAAACAAGAAAUAAAUAAGAACAAAUAAAUACCUGUACAGGUAUCCCUUAUGUAUGUCUCUGUGUUUACCUCUUCCCCAGAUAUCACCCUUAUUGUCAAAUAGAAAUUUGGAGGGUUUUACUGAAAGAACAGACACU
Molecule: messenger RNA, 2774 nt
Organism: Malurus melanocephalus (red-backed fairy wren)
Lineage: Eukaryota; Metazoa; Chordata; Aves; Passeriformes; Maluridae
Gene: ANKRD22
Product: ankyrin repeat domain 22
Exons: 6
Coding region: 483-1058 (191 amino acids)
Molecular function (GO): protein binding
Source: RefSeq, a predicted model, not a curated record